UUCUUCAGUCAUACAUAAUCAGAUACAUUGUUCACCUGAAUCGGAUAUAAAGAUGAAUAGUUUAACCAAAUUACUUAUAGUUGUGUUUAUUAUCUUGAUGAAAGCCAAUUCAUGCGUCUCUAUGCCGAGUUGUUUUGCAAACUGCGCAUCAUGUUCAAAUUCAACCGUAUGCACAUCAUGUGACUAUGGAUACUACUUACGAUUAGCUGAGGAAUGUAGAGCGUGCAAGUACGUAGGAACGAACUGUGUUACAUGCAGUAAUGAAACGCAUUGUAACGAAUGUAGGCCAGGAUUCUGGGGCACCACUUGUAGAUCUUUUUGUUCUGAUGGUUGUAGCACAGAAACGUGUAACUCGUUAGAUGGAACAUGUACUUGUAAACCAGGUUUUUAUGGACCUACGUGCCGAUUCCAGUGCUCGGAAAACUGCCUAACUGACACAUGUGGGAAUAAUGGUGAAUGUGAUUGCAAGGACGGGUAUUAUGGAGAUCAGUGUUAUGGAAACUGUUUUUCUGAUUGUGAGAAAUGCUCUGAUGGCACAUCUUGUUCUGUGUGUCCAACUGGACAAUACAAAGCACUAUGUGAGCUCAAGUGCGAAUGCAAUGGCCGAUGCGAUAUACUCACUGGUGAGUGUAUACAAGUGACGUGUCCAGACAAGUGUGCAUCAUGCGGAGAAAGUGAUCAGUGUAAUGGGUGUACUGUCGGUUGGUAUGGUGCACGAUGUAACUACACGUGUUUGGAUAGAUGUAAUGGGGGUUGUGAUCAAUAUACCGGACAUUGCGUUGCAUGCUUUACUGGCUACUUUGGAAAAAAAAUGUGAAUUGGUAUGCACUAAAUGUCGUGGUGGUGUCUGCAAUCAAGAAGGGGAAUGUACUUCGUGUUUUGAUGGCAAGUAUGGAUCAUUUUGUAACAAAAUAUGCCCUGAAGACUGUGUUGAAAGUAUAUGUAUCCAGAUAGAUGGGUCAUGUCAACAUCAGGUUCAAUGUCCUGUGAAUUGUGUCAAUUGUACGGACAACGUUACAUGCUCUGAAUGUAAGAACUCUUUUUACGGCAUUAUGUGUUCAUUUAAAUGUAGUAGUACAUGCAAAGGUAGAACUUGUGACAAAGAAUCAGGACGUUGUGAGAAUUGCGAGUUAUCACAUUAUGGGGACUUUUGCGAAAAUGUCUGCUCCAAGAACUGUGCAGGUUCCCUAACUGAAUCAAAAUGCGACUCAACAGGAAAGUGCAACUACGGAUGUAUUGAUGGUUUCAUUGGUGAUACCUGCACUUCAGAAGCCGAAAAGCAGCAAACCGUUGGAGCGGAAGAGGAAACUGACUCUGGUUCGGUCAUCGGUGGAGCGGUUGGUGGUGCCCUUGGUUUGUGUGUUGUUUUAACUCUGGUGGUAGUGCUUGUCAUUAAGAAGAAAGGGCUUAAAAGGAAAGAGAGGAAGAAGACGUAUGAAGACAUAUCGCCAGAAGGAGGCCAAAAUGAGCCAUACACAACUUUAGAAGUCGCAAAGACGACCGAGUAUGAAAUACCCGAUUCCGAGCCACAGUCUGGGUUGAGCAUGGAAAGUAAAGACACCGGGCUAUACUACAAUAAUGAAAAUGUCUACUACAAGAAUGUCGGUGGAAAUGUUCAGAAGACAUGAAUAUCUACAACAACAAUUGAAAAACAGUG
Molecule: messenger RNA, 1657 nt
Organism: Mya arenaria
Lineage: Eukaryota; Metazoa; Mollusca; Bivalvia; Myida; Myidae
Product: cell death abnormality protein 1-like
Exons: 5
Coding region: 687-1628 (313 amino acids)
Source: RefSeq, a predicted model, not a curated record